This is a messenger RNA of Hypanus sabinus (Atlantic stingray), 3661 nucleotides long. RefSeq names its product ubiquitin specific peptidase 36 (gene usp36). Gene Ontology annotation, biological process: protein deubiquitination; regulation of apoptotic process. Lineage: Eukaryota; Metazoa; Chordata; Chondrichthyes; Myliobatiformes; Dasyatidae. The transcript has 21 exons. Gene Ontology annotation, cellular component: nucleus; cytosol. The record is from RefSeq and is a predicted model, not a curated record. The coding region runs from base 358 to 3660 and encodes 1100 amino acids. Gene Ontology annotation, molecular function: cysteine-type deubiquitinase activity; cysteine-type endopeptidase activity.
GGGCUCGCCCCUUACGGUUGAUCUGAGGCGACUUCUUUGCGGCGGUGCGAAGGAUAGGAAAGUGUCAGUGUGAAGAGAUCCAACAUGAUGAAACUCAAAAGUAUGGUUCUCAGAGUAGCAGCUUGUGAGGAUGGCAGGGAAUGGAUAUGUGAGAUCCGUAGGAAGGCAUGAAACAUAACAGCAGUCUCGAUCAUUCGCCCUGUAUUUGGACUACGUGGAGCUUUUCUGUGAGGCAAACAACAUCACUAAGGUCUCAGGAAAGGACACAGAGGGAGGAACAUGAUGAUGUGUGAGGAGAGGAAAGCGAUACAGCUGCUCUUAGUAUGGCUGAAGACAUAUGAGACACAGUGAUGCACCAUGCCUAUAGUAGACAAAUUGAAAGAAGCACUGAAGCCCGGACGAAAAGAUUCUGCUGACGAAGGUGACCUCAACAAACUGCUGGCAGCUUCAGCUAAGAAGGUUCUUCUUCAGAAAAUUGAAUUUGAGCCUGCCAGCAAGAGCUUUUCCUACCAGCUAGACUCACUGAAGAGCAAAUAUGUCAUUUUGAACCCAAAACCUGAAGGGGCUACUGGUGAGCAAAAUGCUUGUUCUGCCCCAACAAAGAAACAGGUUUAUGAAACAAGCAGCAUUCCAAAUGACGGCAUCCCAGCACCUCAGAAAAUUUUAUUUCCUAUGGAAAAGCUGUCCAUGAAAUGGGUGCGUGUGUACAGAGUUGGAGCUGGAUUGCACAACCUUGGGAAUACCUGCUUCUUGAACUCCACUAUACAAUGCUUGACGUAUACACCACCGUUGGCCAAUUACCUCCUCUCGAAAGAGCACAGUAAGACAUGUACUCAGGCUGGGUUUUGUAUGAUCUGCAUCAUGCAGAACCAUCUGAUACAGGCCUUUGCCAAUAGUGGAAAUGCUAUCAAGCCGUUGUCAUUCAUUCGUGAAUUAAAAAAAAUAGCAAGACAUUUUCGAUUUGGGAAUCAAGAAGAUGCACAUGAAUUUUUAAGAUACACCAUUGAUGCAAUGCAGAAGGCUUGUCUCAACAGCUAUACCAAGCUGGAUCGACAAACACAAGCUACUUCAUUAGUUCAUCAGAUCUUUGGCGGAUACCUUAGAUCACGUGUUAAGUGUUCCAUGUGCAAGAGUGUAUCGGAUACGUAUGAUCCUUAUUUGGAUAUUGCCCUUGAAAUAAGGCAAGCACCCAACAUUGUCCGAGCUCUUGAACUCUUUGUGAAACCUGAUUUUCUUAGUGGAGAGAAUGCUUACAUGUGUGCAAAGUGCAAGAAGAAGGUGCCAGCUACCAAACGCUUCUCCAUUCAUAGAGCAUCAAAUGUUCUGACACUUUCCUUAAAGCGAUUUGCAAACUUCAGUGGUGGCAAAAUCACAAAGGAUAUUGGCUACCCUGAACAUUUAAAUAUACGUCCAUAUAUGUCCCAAACCAAUGGUGAGCCUGUCAAUUAUGGGCUGUAUGCAGUGUUGGUACAUUCUGGAUACAGUUGUCAUGCUGGUCACUACUACUGUUAUGUGAAGGCUAGCAAUGGUCAGUGGUAUCAGAUGAAUGAUUCAAUGGUCCAUUGUAGUAACAUCAAAGUGGUGCUGAACCAGCAGGCUUAUGUCCUUUUCUAUCUGAGGAUGCCAAACGCCAAGAGUAGUGUGGAUGAAGUGUCAAAGCAGAAUUCUAUUCAGCAAACUGUCAAGACCAGCAACGGCACAACUGUGCCAAAGAAACCUAUACAGAAUGGAUAUUUGGGCUCUCCUCUGAUGAUAAAGAAACCAGAGUCUCAGCAAGCAAAACUCCAAGCAUCUGGGAAUGUUGGCGUGCCCGUGCCGAGAACCACUAUUAGCCAAUCACCAAGGCUUCCAGGGAAACCAACAAAUCCACAGACUUUCAUAGAUGAAUCACUGAAGAAGAUUAAGAAAUCUUUACCUCAGCUGCAACCAAAAUCUUCUCAGGGCCAGUCAGCUAAUGGUUCAAGUAGCAGCAGACCUCUAGAAAGUACAAAGGUGUCUACACCAGAAAGCAAGGAUCUGCCUUCAUCUACCUCAUUGAAGUCAUUGGCAUCCACUGGUGGAGCAGAGCAGAAAGGAAAGGAAGGCCCCCAGAACCAGCAAAAAGGCAUCGGCAGCCCCAAAUGUGUAGUGAAUGGGAGCAAUACUACAAAGAAUAAUCAGCAGUCUGAGCCAGAAGAGUCUGAUUCUGAAUCUCAGGCACACAGCUCUGGUAAUGAGAGGACUGAGAGCAGCACUGAGGAACAGGGAGUGGCCAAGAUAAAGCCCCAGUUACUUGCAGAAGAGCAAUCCAGUACCAUGUCACCACCUCCAGCAAAGAGGCUCGCUCUGUCGGCCAAAAAGGCCACCACCAGCUGGAAGGUGACAGAAAAUGAGCCACGCUCCCCAUCACUACUCUCAUCAGUCCACAAAGCAAAAUUAAUGAAUAAAGGCCACCCAUUUCCUUCUGCAAACAAAACUAGGACUUUCCCACCAACUCCAAAAAUGCAGAUUUCCCAACAAACAGGAUUUUGUUCUUCAUCUAAAAUCUCUAAAAAGUCAUGUAGUUCUAGUUACUCUGAGUCGCAGCUACAGUCAUCAAAAGCCAAGGAAGCAACUGGGCUACCCUGUUUUCCAGUUGAUGGCAGUGCUACCUCAUUGGAAAAGAAUAGUGUAUCCAGUAAGAGUACUGGAAAAAUGUGCAAUUCUAAGACUGAAUUGGCAAAUGAGCCACACAGACUUAGCAUCGCCAACUCCAUGGACCCAUACAACAGUAGUAAAAGGAAAAAGAAAAAACAUAAAUCCACUUUGAAAAGGGAUGCGAUUUCUUUUGAUUCUGAAUCAACUGUCCAGACAAACUGUGAUGAAGCUGCCAAGACUCACAGCAAACACAAAGGCAAGAAAAAGCGACAUACGGCAGAAGAGAAUGGUGGUGCAUGUGACCGACUGCAAAAUGAGAAGAAUGGUUCAGGAAGGCUCAUCCAAAUGAAAGUUAAGAAAAAAAAGAAGCGUAAUAAGCAUGUCAAAGUAUCUGAAGCAAACCACCUUGCCGAGACUGCUGUUGAAAGUUAUUCAAUGCAGGAUGAACUACAGGCUGAAGAGGAUCUGGAAAUACCUGAAAAUUUUGAACUGAAAAAGAAAAACCAUGAAGCGAAAGAUGGCAAAAAAAGUGAGAAAAAACGCAGGAAACGAAAGAGAAGCAUGAGUUUAGAUGAAUAUUCAGAACCUCCAACAGAGCAGCCAGCAAAAAGAAAAACUGGAAGUCAACAAGCUCCAGUUAUCUUAUGGGACAGUCAGAUCAUGGGUGGCUUUAGACGCUCUCAGAAUUAUUCUGGUGAGGGCAAAGCUGCAGAGCCCAUUUCAAGCCUGGCCCAGGAUGUGAAGAAGGGAUCCACUGUAAUUGAAGAGCUCUUGAAACAUUCAAGCAACAAAGCUUAUGGAACUGAAGUGCUGACUUGGGGAGGGGCAACAUCAGCGAUCAGUGAGGAUGCCAUCAAUUAUGUAAAAAAUGCAAAAGAAGAGCGUGUCAUUGAUGAAUGGGAUGAAGAAUUCGAUCGGGGAAAGGUCAAAAAGAUGAAGAAAUAUAAAAGAGAAAGAAGGAGAAGCUUUAAUGUUUUCCAGAGAAUGCAAAACAGAAGGAAUUUUUGGUCGACCACUCACAAUCGAAAGUUUUCCAGGUUUUGAA